AUGUUCUGCUCUGCAGCCUCCACCCCGGAAGCCCCCCACGCGAUCGGUAAAGGAAGCUCAACGAUUCGCCACAUUUCCAACGGAACUGAGGUCUACUUUAACCGUCCCUUGUUGAAAAUCCACCGCUCGCGUGCUUUUCUUGGAUUUCGUGGGGGCAUUACAACCACCCCACUCCGCGUCGUUGUCCGGUCCCUAGGCGAAAGUGGAGGCGUUUCGACGUCCGAGUCUGUCAUCCAGCUGCGAGGGACCACAAAAUGA
Morchella importuna is the source of this 258-nucleotide messenger RNA. RefSeq lists its product as uncharacterized. The coding region runs from base 1 to 258 and encodes 85 amino acids. The record is from RefSeq and is a predicted model, not a curated record. The transcript has 2 exons. Lineage: Eukaryota; Fungi; Ascomycota; Pezizomycetes; Pezizales; Morchellaceae.